Molecule: messenger RNA, 678 nt
Organism: Fonsecaea pedrosoi CBS 271.37
Lineage: Eukaryota; Fungi; Ascomycota; Eurotiomycetes; Chaetothyriales; Herpotrichiellaceae
Exons: 3
Coding region: 1-678 (225 amino acids)
Biological process (GO): glutathione metabolic process
Cellular component (GO): peroxisome; mitochondrion
Molecular function (GO): glutathione peroxidase activity; glutathione transferase activity
Source: RefSeq, a predicted model, not a curated record
AUGGGUCCCGAAGGAGGAAAGCUGACCAUCUAUGUGGAUUGUGUAUCUCCUUACUCGUGGUUCGGCUUCACCAAUGCGAUCCGCUACCGGCCUCUCCUGAAUGCAUACGGGGUUUCUGUCGACAUAAUCCCUUUCUUCCUGGGUGCCGCUCGUGAUGGCGCGGGCAACCCUUUCAGCCCAACCCCGAAAGCCAAGGAGGCCUUUGCAAAGCAAGACUCGGAAUUGACUGGGGAGCUGCUCGGCCUCAAGGUCGUCCGCCCCAAGGAAUUCCCCAUCCUCUCUCUAUUUGCAGUCCGUGUGGCGACAUGGGUCAAAGACCACUACCCACCGGAGAAGUUCGAAGCCACAUUUCCCGCCUUCAGCACCGCGUACUGGAGCAAGGGCAUCAACAUCUCGAAACCCGAAGGGAUCGUCAAAGCGUUGGAAGGUAUCUUCCCCGAAGAGGAGAUCCGGGAGAUCAUGAAGAAGGCCGUGUCUCCGGAGAACAAGCAACGGGUCAUCGACCUGACCAUGGGGGCCGGGGCGUUUGGGGCCCCCUGGAUUGUCGCCGUCAACUCGCAGGGCCAGCGGAGGGACUGGUUCGGAAACGAUCGGUGGGACCAGGUGUUUUACCAUCUCGCCGUGCCGUUCAAACCCGUGAGCAUCAUUCCGCCCGAGGAAGCCAAGGCGCGGUUGUGA